Aureobasidium melanogenum CBS 110374 is the source of this 2997-nucleotide messenger RNA. RefSeq names its product beta subunit of N-methylhydantoinase A/acetone carboxylase. Gene Ontology annotation, molecular function: 5-oxoprolinase (ATP-hydrolyzing) activity. Bases 1 to 2997 code for a protein of 998 amino acids. The transcript is spliced from 2 exons. The record is from RefSeq and is a predicted model, not a curated record. Gene Ontology annotation, biological process: glutathione metabolic process. Gene Ontology annotation, cellular component: cytosol. Lineage: Eukaryota; Fungi; Ascomycota; Dothideomycetes; Dothideales; Saccotheciaceae.
AUGGGCUCUCAAUCAGGCGUCAGAUGCAUUCGCAUUGGCGUCGAUGUAGGAGGAACCAACACCGACGCCGUCGCCAUCGACACAUCGCAGCAACACACAGAGACUCGGGGUCUCCUUGCACACUUCAAGACGCCAACAACGCCUGACGUUACCAGAGGCAUUGAGACCGCGAUACGCGCGGUGCUUGACAUCUCACAAUUGUCAACAUCGGACAUUGUGAGUGUCACUGUCGGUACUACGCACUUCAUCAAUGCAGCAAUCGAGCAUGAUGCGCGUCGAUUGAACAAGGUGGCCGUCAUUCGCCUGUCCAAAAGUUUCCUUCGCGAGGUACCUCCCUUCUCCGACUUUCCACCUGGACUGGCAGCUAUUAUCAAUGGAUAUGUGGGCUAUGUCGAUGGUGGCCUUCACAUCGACGGCUCUCAAGAAUCCCCCAUUGUGGAAUCUCAGGUAGUCGAGAGAUGUGCUGAAAUCAAAGCUUUGGGCCUGUCGUCAGUAGUGAUUGCGGGAGUGUUCUCGCCAAUCGAUGAGAUCUUCCAGCAGGAGGAGCAGGUCAGAAAGAUCGUGCUCAGAGAGCUGCCAGGUGUUGAGGUCGUUUGCUCACACGAAGUCGCAAACAUUGGUUUCCUCGAGCGAGAGAAUGCCAGUAUUCUGAAUGCAGCAAUCCUUGAUUACGCCAAGAGAACAGUCAGUGGCUUCCGUCGUGCAAUGAAGUCUUUGCAAUUGGAUUGCCGACUGUUCCUCACCCAGAAUGACGGCACCUUGCUUGAUUCAGCAUCCGCCGCCAAGUUUCCUAUCCGGACAUUUGCAUCGGGCAUGACGAACUCGAUGCGUGGUGCAGCUUACCUGGCUGCUCAUGAUACCAGAAAGUCCUCGGCCAUUGUCAUAGAUAUUGGAGGCACGACAAGCGACGUCGGAGUUUUGCUGCCUUCUGGUCUACCUCGCCAAGCUGCUGCAUAUGUGACCGUCGCUGGAGUACGAAUGAACUACGCCAUGCCACACCUGCACAGCAUUGGUCUUGGAGGCGGUACUAUGGUCCGUAAACACACCGCUAACAAGAUUGUUGUCGGGCCAGAUUCUGUGGGACACUAUCUCACGAGAGAUGCCUUGGUCUUCGGAGGCGACGUCCUGACAGCAUCAGACAUCGCCGUUGCUGCAGGAAAGGCUAAGAUAGGUGACAGCACUCUCGUCAAGCAUUUGAAUGCCAAGGAAGUUGCAGAUGCACAAUGCAGUAUCAAAGCACUACUCGAACGGGCUAUUGACGUGAUCAAGACCUCUCCUGAUCCGAUGCCUGUUCUGUUGGUAGGAGGUGGUGCAGUCAUUGCUCCUACUACCCUUUCAGGUGCUUCCGAGCUCACACUACCACCAUUUCAUGAUGUCGCAAAUGCUGUUGGCGCUGCCAUAUCCAAGGUUGGAGGCGUUGUCGACACAAUCCAAGAUGUGUCAGGUCAAACAUUCGAGCAAGCUGAAAAGAAAGCUAAGCAGAUUGCGAUUCAGCGUGCAGUUGAUGCCGGUGCCCUUAAAGAUAGCAUCAUGAUUGCGGAGGUCGAGAGCUUACCAGUUUCAUACGUCGCGAACCAAUUGAGAACAAUUGUGAAGGCUGUGGGCGAGCUCGACAUCAACGCUCAGUCGCAGACUGUAUUCAAGGACGAUGACGAUGGUUUAGACUUUGAGCAUGCAGAGGAAGGCGUUAAACAGGUGGCGCCGAAGACUGUUGAAGCACAGCAGGUCGAUCCCAGAAUCUACAUGCCCACGAUCAUAGAGAAUGACGCGACUGGACAUCCGGAAUGGCUACUGUCUGAGACAGACAUUGAUUUCAUUUCCAAAGGUUGUUAUGUCUUGGGCUGCGCAGGAGGUGGGUCCACAGGAGCUUCACGACUACAACUCCGCGAGAUGCUCCGCCAGGGACACAAGAUGCGUGUCGCAGAUGUUUCCGCUCUCGCCGACGACGCGUUGAUCUACUGGGGAGGCCACAUGGGCUCUCCAGCAGUGUCAGUCGAGCGUCUCCAAUCUUUGGAAACAGUCGGUGCUUUCAAUGAGCUCAUGGAAUAUCUACACCACGACAAGCUAGAUGCAGUGAUGGGUCUGGAGAUAGGCGGUGCCAACGGCAUGGAGCCUCUGCUUGUGGGAUCCUCUCGCUUCUUUAAUUGUCCAGUGAUCGACGCCGAUUUCAUGGGCCGUGCCUACCCUACUUAUUGGCAGACUACUCUGGCUGUACACUAUCCAGGUGAACUUGUACCUUGUGUCAUCGACUCUGGCGACGGAAAGACGAUCUUGAUGACCAAGGCACCGAACGAUGAAAUUGUGGAUCGAGCUCUGCGCGCCUCCUGUGCCGAGAUGGGCUCGCGCGUGGGUAUGGCAGCAAAGCCAACAACAACCGAGAAAGUUCGUUCCUCUGGUGUUUUGAAUACCAUGUCUUUGGCUUGGCGCGUCGGUAGGUGCAUCUCUCUGGCAGAAGCCACAAACACGAUGUCCACCGUUGCAGAAGCGAUCGUGAAUGAGGCUGGCGGAACCAAGAGUGCUCGCAUCUUAUUCCGCGGUAAGAUCACUCAAGUCGAACGACGAGUAUACAAAGGCCACUCUCACGGCUCGAUCACGAUCGGUGGAACAGAAGAAGACGAAGAAAGUGCAGCCAAUGCAAAUCGUAUGCCUGCCAUGCGAGUGGGUGGUACUCUUAAGAUUCCGUUCAAGAACGAAAACAUUUAUGCCGAGUACACAUCCGACUCUGGAGAGAAAGAAUAUCUCGCGCUUGUCCCCGAUCUCAUUGCAGUACUAGACUCUGGCUCUGGCUGUGCGUUGGGCGUGCCGGAGUUCAAGUAUGGCUACUAUGUCACUGUGAUUGGCAUCACUUGCUCGCCUCUUUGGACCGACACACCUGAAGGAAUCAAGAUUGGCGGGCCGAGUGCGUUUGGCUACGAUUUCGAGUACAAACCUUUGGGAGAAUACGUUAAACCACGGAGCGUUAUUGAGGAGUAUAGAUCACAUUGGAAGAGAGUUUAA